GCGCGGCGGCUGGCAGGCAGCGGCCGCCUCUAUUCCCCGGCGCCCUGCGGGAGAUCAUUGCACAAGAGGGGCUGGAGCCAGGACUCUUCGCAGGCAGCGGUUCCCGGUGCAUGGGGGACAAAGCGACAGCUGCUGCCGCCGCUGCCUGCUGCUGCGUGGGGGCGGCCCCGCCUACCUCUGCCCCCAGCUGCGUGUGGUGAGGAGGAGGAUGACCCCGGCCCAGGGUGUCUCACGCCUCUUCUGAGCCCCUGAGCCGUUUGCUCCCGGCCGCCCGUGGCAUUUUGGAUGCUUUUUGCAGCGGCCGCCGCCCCGCGCCCGCAGCGCCAUGCACACCGUGCAGAAGGACACUACUUUCACCAAGAUCUUCGUCGGGGGGCUGCCCUACCACACCACCGACUCCUCCCUGAGGAAGUACUUCGAGGUGUUCGGGGACAUCGAGGAAGCGGUGGUGAUCACCGACCGGCAGACGGGCAAAUCCCGGGGAUAUGGUUUUGUGACCAUGGCAGACAGAGCUGCAGCUGAGAGAGCGUGCAAAGAUCCCAACCCCAUCAUUGAUGGCAGAAAAGCAAAUGUGAACCUGGCAUAUCUGGGAGCAAAACCAAGGAGUAUUCAAACUGGUUUUACUAUAGGUGUGCAGCAGCUACAUCCAGCCUUUAUUCAGCGACCAUAUGGUUUUCAUAUGACUCCUAAAGAUCCUCUUUUCAGCAUCAGCAAAUCAGUCUUCAUAAAUCACGAGAGGCUCACCCCUCACUAUAUUUACCCUCAAGCUAUCGUUCAGCCUAGCGUGGUCAUCCCAACCCCCGUGCAGUCUAUCACAUCUCCCUACAUAGACUACACCUCUGCGAGCCAAGCCUACUCCCAGUACACCACCGCUGCCUACGACCAGUACCCCUACGCCGCCUCUCCUGCUGCUGGGUUUGUGGGAUACGGCUACACGAGCGCAGUUCAGCAGCCCAUCACAGCUAGCAAUCCGGCAGCGCACACCACGGCUUUUGUUCAGUAUCAGCCCCAACAGCUGCAGCCUGACCGAAUGCAGUAAGGGCCCUGCCCAUGCGUUCACCAUGUAGGACAAUCUUUUACAGUGGAAGGAUACAAACAAAAAAAGCAGAAAACAAAACCACCCAACCUUACUAGGUGCAUACGAAUACCUAAGCUAUUUAUAGUGUUAAGGACGAACCUAAACCCUUGCUGUCUGACUACGCUCAUGGAAAAGGACUUCCGGUAAGUUUUCUUUCAAUCAGGGCAAAUAUUGUCUUGAAGAUGGACUUAAAUUGACUGAAAUGUUAAAAGGAAAACUACAGUUUCUUGCACACUUAGUGAUCUGCUUCCAUUACCUGUCAUCUUCUCGCUCUCCCUCCUUCUCCCUUUCCCCAUCCAUCAGUUGUUUCCUACUCCCCUUCCCCUCCCCAAAUCAGAUCUGCAAUCCUCUCAUUUACUGUUGAGGUAUACAAGGUACUCGGAGAACAUGGAUAAAAAGCAAUCGUAUUUUUUGGUUGUACAAAAACUUUGUAAUACUCAGAGAUGCCUUACAGAAAAAAGAAGAAAACUAUUUUUUAAUAUUUAUUGCGAUUUUAUUCGCAUGAGCUGUGAAUUGCAGACAGAAGAAUAGUAGUAAGUAUCUGCCUUGUUUAAUUCUCAUUUUACUAAAUUAUUGUACGUAGGUAAAAGUUCCUAAGUAAUUGCUGAAUCACUUCAACAUGCAAAAGGGAAUAUUGGCUUUAAGGAAAGCAGAAUAUUCCUUUAGUCAACGCACUGUAAUAUUUUCUUAUUGUAAUUCUUACUCUUAAGAUUAUCUCAGACUUAGGUAUAUUUUUAAAAUGCAAAAAAAAAAUAAUCAAAAACAAAGCCCCCCACCUGGAAUACUGAACAUAUUGUCUACUAUGAUAGAUCUUUUGUUAUAAUGCUGCAACUUAUGGAGAAAUGGACAGUAUUUAUGUCAAAGUUAGACAGAGUUUUCAGGCUGUUGGCUGGCAAAGUUUAGGAGAAUGUGAGGAAUGGAUUAAAACCUUUUUUUACAUAUUUGAACAAAUGGGUAAAUGUAACAUUUUUAUGCCUAUGGUACAACAGCCAAAUAAAGAGAGACAACAGACCACAUAGGAUAAGUGCAUUUUUACAAGGAGGAGCAAUAAACUUUUUUUUUUUUUUUUAAACCACUCAAUACUAUGUUGUAUGCUCCAGUCAAAUAAAUAUGGUAUUAAAGACACAGAUGAAAUUGACUUGAAUUGGAUACACUGGGCCUUACCCUGCAGCUGUUGUGGACUUGAUCCUGAGCGGUUCUGAGCCACCUUCAAGUCUCCUGGACCCCUCUCUGCAUUCAAACUACAGUUUCCAGCAACUCCCAUUGGAGUCACAUGCCUGGAAGGCACCUGGCCCUUAGUUGCCCUGUAGGUUGUGUUGUCCAUUGAGUCCAGUGUCAAGUGGGUCUUUAGUGCUCCCUUUCUAAGCUGGUAGCAUUUUCACCGACCAUACGCUGAUGUAAAUGAUGACCAAGGUGCUAGGCAAUGGAGACUCACAAGGAGUGCAGGAUCAGUAUCAGUAUUGUCCUGAGGGGGUUUUCAUGGUAUCGCAAAGAAACCACAUGCUUCUUCUAAUGGAAGUUUGCACAGUUGAUUCCAUCCAAAAUUCUGUCUCAUGUAAGGGCUGGGUUUCUGAGGGCCUCUUCAAUCAGACAUGCUGGGAUUGGCACGUGCCCUCAGGCAAGGUGGCUCUAGGGCCCUGAGCCUUCCUCAGGUUGGCCACAUGGUUCCAUUUUAUUUUCCCCUUGAAUUUCCUAUAGCAAUUUGGUUUUCAACUUUUGACCCUCAAAAAAACUGUUUUUAAAGUAAAUAAAAUGAAUCUAUUUAAAG
This is a messenger RNA of Emys orbicularis (European pond turtle), 2846 nucleotides long. It is a transcript of the gene RBM38, whose product is annotated as RNA binding motif protein 38. The transcript is spliced from 5 exons. Gene Ontology annotation, biological process: regulation of RNA splicing. Gene Ontology annotation, molecular function: mRNA 3'-UTR binding. The record is from RefSeq and is a predicted model, not a curated record. Lineage: Eukaryota; Metazoa; Chordata; Testudines; Emydidae. Bases 326 to 1039 code for a protein of 237 amino acids. Gene Ontology annotation, cellular component: cytosol; nucleus.